AAGUUCCGCUGAACCUACGGCAGCCCAGUUCCGGUUCAGACCUUUCACGGCCAAAGACUCUACUCCUGCACGCAAGGGGCUCGUCUUUUCUCUGUGCGUCUCGAGCAGCGUUCCCGGGGCGGCGGUAUGGAAGCGCGUUUUACGCGCGGGAAAUCUGCGCUGCUGGAGCGCGCACUGGUGCGGCCACGCACCGAGGUGAGCCUGAGCGCUUUUGCCCUUCUCUUCUCCGAGCUGGUGCAACACUGUCAGAGCCGCGUCUUCUCUGUGGCCGAGCUUCAGGCACGCCUGGCUGCCCUAGGCCGCCAGGUGGGCGCCCGAGUCCUGGAUGCCCUGGUGGCCCGGGAAAAGGGUGCCCGGCGUGAGACCAAAGUGCUGGGUGCGCUGUUGUUCGUCAAGGGCGCAGUGUGGAAGGCACUCUUCGGCAAAGAGGCAGACAAGCUGGAGCAGGCCAAUGACGACGCCCGCACUUUCUACAUCAUUGAAAGGGAGCCGCUCAUUAACACCUACAUCUCGGUGCCGAAGGAGAACAGCACACUCAACUGUGCCAGCUUCACGGCGGGCAUCGUGGAGGCUGUGCUCACUCACAGUGGCUUCCCUGCCAAGGUUACAGCGCACUGGCACAAGGGGACCACACUCAUGAUCAAGUUCGAAGAGGCCGUUAUCGCCCGAGAUCGGGCCCUGGAGGGACGCUGACCCCACAGGAGAUAAAGGAUGAGCAGAUCCCGA
This is a messenger RNA of Myodes glareolus (Bank vole), 726 nucleotides long. The record is from RefSeq and is a predicted model, not a curated record. NCBI's taxonomy places the organism in Eukaryota, Metazoa, Chordata, Mammalia, Rodentia, Cricetidae.